Candoia aspera is the source of this 3434-nucleotide messenger RNA. RefSeq names its product lysine methyltransferase 5A (gene KMT5A). Lineage: Eukaryota; Metazoa; Chordata; Lepidosauria; Squamata; Candoiidae. Gene Ontology annotation, cellular component: polytene chromosome; nucleus. The coding region runs from base 39 to 998 and encodes 319 amino acids. The transcript is spliced from 6 exons. Gene Ontology annotation, molecular function: transcription regulator activity; histone H4K20 methyltransferase activity; protein binding. The record is from RefSeq and is a predicted model, not a curated record. Gene Ontology annotation, biological process: regulation of DNA damage response, signal transduction by p53 class mediator; regulation of transcription by RNA polymerase II.
GCUGUCUUCUGCCUCCUCUCCCCGCAGGCCGGCGGAAGAUGCCCAAGCCGCAGCACGGGCGAGCGGCGGACCAGCCGGAGGAGGGCACGGGCGGCGGCGGCGGCGCCGAGAAGCGGGAGCCGGCCCGCCCCAGGAUGAACGGGGAGAACGUAUUUGCUUGUCAGUCCAAAAUCUAUAGCUACAUGAGUCCUGGUAAGAUUUCCACCUCCCGGCCGCCGCUCCAAGAGGAAAACUCCGCCACGCAUCCCGAGGCAAAAGGCCAAACUUGCAAACUUGAAACUUGCCAAAAACUGGAGGACAGAAUACAGGCCGGUGAUUCAGCCUCCAGCACUGCAAAAUCCGAGGGCCCGAACAGCAAAGCAGCUGAAUGUGAAUCUUCAGCGUCCUUCUCCAGCCCAAAUGCCGAAGGUCCAGAAACACAGAAACUCGUGCCGGCCGAAUCGGAGGAGGCCUCCAGCCAAAAGCAGGCCCCGAAGAAGGGAGGCAAAAAACCUGGCCCCCGGAGGAAAGGCCAAGGAAAAACGCCAGCAAACCGAAAGGUGACCGAUUAUUACCCGGUUAGGAGAAGCUCCAGAAAGAACAAAAAAGAGUUGCAGAUCGACUUCAUUGAUGGCAAAGGGCGAGGUGUGAUUGCAACCAGGCAUUUUAACAGGGGCGAGUUUGUGGUUGAAUAUCACGGGGACCUCAUUGAAAUCACGGAUGCAAAGAAACGUGAAGCUGCUUAUGCCCAGGACCCAACUACUGGCUGUUAUAUGUAUUAUUUCCAGUAUUUGAGCAAGACUUUCUGCGUCGAUGCCACAAAAGAGACAAACCGCCUCGGACGUCUGAUCAAUCACAGCAAGUGUGGGAAUUGUCAGACGAAACUCCACGAUGUCGGGGGCGUUCCCCACCUCAUCCUGGUGGCCUCCCGUGACAUUAAAGCUGGCGAGGAAUUGCUGUACGAUUAUGGGGAUAGGAGCAAAGCUUCGCUGGAGGCCCAUCCUUGGCUGAAACACUGAGGGAUCUCUUGCUCGAGAGCAAGGAUUGGUUUUCCUUGAAGAGGACUCGCUGGCAGCUCUUACAGGCGAUUACUUCCAAGAGGUGCUCCUUCGUGGCUUGCUGGAAAGCCAACAGGGGCAACGGAGUGUCUUCACCCAAAUGAACUUAAAUAUGUAAUGCCUGAUCAUCAUCAUCGUCUUCUUCUGCAUCACCUUUGCUGGAGUCUUCCUGCCUGCAUCGAGAUUGUUGAAAGAUUCGAACUUCUGAACUCUAAAAGUUUUUUUUUUAAAUGAGAUGCAUCCCUUGAAACUGGUCUCAGACUGGUCUCAUUCCUUGAGACUGGCUUACUCAAGAAAGGGUGAACGAUCACCAUCUCCUCUGAUGAAUUUUGUGAAGGGAACCCAUUUCCCCCCUUUUCUUGGCCAGGCACAAGUCCAUUUAAGGGACAGUGUAACUUUCCUUAGAUUUGUUUGAGUUUGGGACCUUCGUCCAGGAUCAUCCCAUCUGCUCUUUGGGGGCUGGAGACCUGCGGUGAUCUGGGCCUCAAAACCUGGGUGAGAAGAUCAUGCCUCGGCUAAAAAGCCAGGAGGUGGACAAUGGAUCAGGAGAGUGGUUGGAAGAGCGAGGCACGCUGCCCUUUCAAAGCUCCCCACCCAUCGUUUGCAACCUUUUCUGGCAAGGGGAAGACGAUUGGAAACCACCUUCCUUGUCUGCUGAGCUGAGAAUCGCUUGUUUUGUUCUGGACUCGGCAUCAGCGACGAAAUACCAAGGGGGGGAGCUGGGGUGUCAAGGGGGCAUCUUGUUUUUCAGGAGCCUGGUUGCCUGUGUGAGCGUGACGGCUGUGUUGUGCUUUCUGCCAUUCCAUCCUUUGCGGUUGUGAGCCGUUGAAAAUCGCCAUAGGCAAGUUGAGGAAGGAAGAAGGCAAGCGGAGCCUUGGGGUGGGAGGGGAAGCAUCACGGGCAGAAGCUGAACGGCCUGCGGUUUGCUUUUGCUGGUUUCUGAGUUGGGAGAAGAGGCAAGCUGCAUGCCGAACACUGUUUUUCCAGUUGGUGCUUUCUGGCACCAAAGAUCGCCCAGGUUUACCUCCCCGCCCCCUGCCCCGUUUUUUGGUGGGGGAGGUUGCUGGGUAUUUAUUUAAAAAACGUUGCUUGGCUCUUGGUGGCAAUGUGAGUAGAGGAUUUGAGCUGGGCUCUUUUUCUCUCCCACACCCCUCUCUGGAAAAGGAGGGAGGAAAAACUGUUUUUAAUCAAAUCUGGGCCUCUGUCUUAAGCAGGGACUUUUAGCAAGAAAGCAUUUUAGCAUGAAAUCACUUCCCACAUCUGUUGACUUCCCCAGUUUGGCUUUGGAGCAAACUUAAGGUUGUUUAACUUGGCUGCGGGAGCUGCGUUCCCAAAGUUGGAAUAUCUCCCCGGCUCUGGUGUGUAGAAACAAGCAAAAGUGGGUCAGAGCUAAUGGGAUUGAUUCUCUCCUGGAAAAAGAAUGGAUUUGCUGGAGUAUUUUCCUCCUGCUGACACCAAGCUCUUGCAACUUUUCCCAACCUGCCUCAUGUCAGUUGUGUUGGGACUACAGCUCCCAGAAUUCCUAGCUCCCACCCCCAGUGAGGGGCUAGUUGGUGAAGGUUGCAAUAAAACACUUUCGGGGGAGAGAAUUCCAGGCGGUGAAAUGCAUCAGAAUGAGGAGGCAGAAUGGGGGGAAAUGUUUUUUCCAAGUUUACUUCUCUGCCUGAGAUUCAUGGAUGCCAUGUUUUCCUGUGCCCACCUGGUGCCCUCCAGAUGUGUAGGGAUGACACACCUGGCUGGGAAUCCUGGGAACUGUAGUCCCAGCUGAGGGUCACACUCUUGCAGGGCAAGAGCGCACGGCCGUGGGCGCUGCUUCUAAAGCCUCUGAUAUCCUGAUGCUGGAGCUACAAAAAUUGGGGAUCUGGGAUGGUAAUGUAUUUUUUAAAAAUAAUUAUAAAAAAAGAGUAUCUGAAGAAAAUUAUUUCUCUGUACAAGAAUAUAAAUAAAACAAGCUAUUUAUUAACAGUGAAUACCUUAUUUUGUAUCUUACUGGCAGUGAUGGAGGUCCUGACAACCCCUAAAUUGUUCAUUUGAAAACAUUCAUACAAAUCAGAGUGUGAGGCUGGUUUCACAUGUUGUACUAACAAGUUGUUCUAUUUUUUUUUUCAAAUCAUAGUUUAUAUGUUGUGUGAAUCCAGGCAAUUGUGGCUUAGUCAGCAAACUGGCAUAAAGCAACUGGCAUAGUAGGAUGCCUGAACCAGGUUUGAAUCUACCAAGUCUCUGAACUACAAAAUGAAAACAGAACCUCCAUAACUAGAUUACAAACCAUAGUUAAACAAACUAUGGCUUACUACAGUAUGUGACCUUAGCCUUUUUGUACACCUUACUGUUCCUGUGCUUUGUUGUUCAUUUGGCUAUGUGUGAAUGUGAUUCUGUCAAUAAACUCGCAAUGCUGAA